CAACGAAAACUGAUUAGAUUUUAUUUUGCAAAAAAUCAAAUCAAGUCUUUACCUUUCCAAUGGAAAUGAUAUAAAAAGUCUGUCGUAUUGAAAAUUACUAUCAUAGAAUCAUUUCCCUUCAAAAUGAAGACAGCCUUCGCACUUGUCCUGAUUGUGGCUUUUGUAGCCUCAGCAUUCGCUGUUUACAGUCACACUGAUGGAAAACCAGAUUGUACUGCUAAAAAUGUAGCAACUGGAAGCUUCCGUAACAAUUAUGAUCCCACAAGGUAUUGGGUGUGUGAAAAAGUUGGAGAAUCUCCCACAAGUGUUCCUUGUCCCCAAGAAACUGGAUUUUUGGAUUCGAAAAAGUCUUGUGUUGGCUGGGACCAAUGGGUGUGGGAAGAACCCUAUGAUCCACCAACUGCUUAAAAAAAAUGUCCUUUGAAAUAGAAAAAAAAAAUAACCCGGCAUUUGUGUUGAGAUUUGAAUAAAAUAUGUGUCUUCUAAAAAGUGAA
Molecule: messenger RNA, 494 nt
Organism: Episyrphus balteatus (marmalade hoverfly)
Lineage: Eukaryota; Metazoa; Arthropoda; Insecta; Diptera; Syrphidae
Exons: 2
Coding region: 124-408 (94 amino acids)
Molecular function (GO): chitin binding
Source: RefSeq, a predicted model, not a curated record